AACAAGUUGCGCAUGUGGAGCCGAUGCACACGCCAUCCCUUCCGCUUUUGCCUCGCACUGUUCUUCGCCUAAUCCUCUCCCGUAAUCCGGACCUGAAGAUCGGUUUUUAUCGAUGAUCGAUCGCCGCCAGUCAACGAGCAGUCCACUUUGAUGCACGGAAUCGAUUCGGCGGCGGAGGAGGUCAGGGGUAGUGUAUGGGCGGCGCAACGCAAAAAUCCAAUCUUUAGGGGUUGUCCGCCCCUUCAGCUCGAAUCUGAUCUCCCGGCAGAUGGGUUGCUUCCCGUGCUUCGGAUCGAGGCGUCGAGAGGCGCUCAACCCGAGGAGGCAGAAGGAUGAUGCGCACGAGGAGCACCCCAUGGUUCCUUCUCACAUCGUUCGAGCGCCUCCUGUAGCCGAUAGUGUAAACCCUAGAAGCAAGUCAGGAUCCAAGAAGGAUGCGCAGUUUGAAAAGGAACUGUCUGGCGUUACCAUUUCAGCACACACAUUUACCUUCCGGGAACUUGCAGCAGCAACUAGAAACUUCAAAGACGAAUGCUUUCUUGGAGAAGGAGGGUUUGGCAGUGUGUACAAAGGGGAACUUGAAAGCACUGGUCAGAUUGUGGCUGUGAAGCAGUUAGAUAGAAAUGGACUUCAGGGAAAUAGAGAAUUUCUUGUGGAGGUGUUGAUGCUCAGCCUAUUGCAUCACCAAAAUCUUGUAAAUCUUAUAGGUUACUGCGCUGAUGGAGAUCAAAGACUUCUUGUUUAUGAAUUUAUGCCAUUAGGAUCAUUGGAAGAUCAUUUACACGAUCUCCCACCUGACAAGGAACCACUGGAGUGGAAUACAAGGAUGAAAAUAGCUUCAGGCGCAGCCAAAGGGUUGGAGUAUCUACAUGAUAAAGCUAACCCGCCAGUCAUUUACAGGGAUUUCAAAUCUUCCAAUAUUUUAUUGGGUGAGGGUUUUCACCCAAAGCUGUCAGACUUUGGUCUUGCAAAGCUUGGUCCAACUGGCGAUAAAUCUCACGUGUCAACAAGAGUGAUGGGCACCUAUGGCUACUGUGCCCCUGAAUAUGCUAUGACAGGGCAGCUGACAGUUAAAUCUGAUGUUUAUAGUUUUGGAGUCGUACUUCUUGAGUUGAUAACUGGGCGAAAGGCAAUUGAUAACACAAAAUCACAUGGUGAACAAAAUCUUGUUGCAUGGGCAAGGCCCAUGUUCAAUGAUCGAAGAAAACUCCAGAGGCUAGCUGACCCCAAACUGCAAGGCCGGUUUCCUAUGCGUGGGCUCUACCAAGCACUCGCUGUUGCCUCAAUGUGCAUCCAAGAACAAGCUGCCAGCCGUCCUCUUAUCGCCGAUGUGGUCACUGCAUUGUCCUACUUGGCAAAGCAAGCUUACGAUCCCAAUUCUUCACCUGCCUCCAGCAAUAAAUCUGGAGGUGACAAUGAUGAAACAAAAAUCCGCGUAGGUGGCACAAUCUUCACAAAGAAUGAGGACGGUGGAGGUUCUGGCCGAAAAUGGGACACUGAAGGAUCAGAGAAAGAGGACUCACCGAGAGAAAUAGUUGGGCUCUUGAAGAAGGAUUUCGAUCGAGAACGAGCCGUGGCAGAGGCAAAAAUGUGGGGAGAGAACUGGCGGGAGAAAAUACGGGCAAAUGCACGCAAUACUACAAAUACAAAUAGCUGAAGAGUUAACACUUAUCUUUCCCUUUUACAGGGAAAUCAAAACAAAAAUUGUAGUCUGUUUACGAAAAUUAUGGGGAGUUUUACAGCAAGUAUUCAUCGACAAGUUAGCAUAUUUUACUUCAGUCGACCAAGGAUAUGAUGAGACUGAGGGCCACAUUAGACUCCUAUGCCAUGAAAUUUUGAAUCGAAAGCAUAAUGUAUCUGACUUUGAUAAUUCCUUUGAAAGCUUCUAUCCAUUCUGAUUUCAGUAACA
Zingiber officinale is the source of this 1909-nucleotide messenger RNA. Its product is annotated as serine/threonine-protein kinase PBS1-like. The transcript is spliced from 5 exons. Gene Ontology annotation, biological process: protein phosphorylation. The record is from RefSeq and is a predicted model, not a curated record. Bases 269 to 1657 code for a protein of 462 amino acids. Gene Ontology annotation, molecular function: ATP binding; protein kinase activity. NCBI's taxonomy places the organism in Eukaryota, Viridiplantae, Streptophyta, Magnoliopsida, Zingiberales, Zingiberaceae.